AUGGAUUUGGGUAGGGCAGAAUCCCAAGCUGUGAAAGAAUUGGAGGAGUGGGAUCUUCAUGAGGAGAUUUUUUGGAAGCAAAAGGCCCAGAUUGAUUGGCUUCAGGAGGGUGACAAGAAUACAACAUUUUUUCAUAAGGAGGGUUAUAUCUCUUCUAUGGUGAAUUCAGAAGGUAUUCUGCUGACUUCCCUUCCAACUUUGUCUCAUGAGGCUUCUCAGUAUUAUUCUUCUCUCUUUUCGGAAGACUCACCUCUAGCUGAGGAUGAGGAGAAUAUGAUCCUUGCUUGUAUUCCAUCUUUAGUUACCAAUAUGAUGAAUAAGUCCCUCAUGCGUUUGAUUUCUUUGUCUGAAUUGGAGGAGGUUGUUUUUGGGAUGCGCAAGGGUAAAGUCAUUGGUCCGAAUGGUUUUCCUAUUGAAUUUUUACAAGAUUUUUGGGAUAUUAUUAAUUUGGAUUUGUUGGAAGUGGUUUGGGAAUCCUAUGGUAGUAAACAAAUACUCCAUGCCUUGAAUUCUACUUUCCUUGUUCUUAUUCCUAAAAAGGAAGGUGCUAACCAGUUGAAGUUUUUUAGGUCCAUUGCUCUGUGUAAUGUGGUCUACAAAACUAUUACUAAGGAGUGGGUCAGAUGGAUGAUGAGUUGUGUUACUUCUUCUUCCUUCUUUGUUAUUAUUAAUGGUGAUUCAUCUGAGUUAUUUGGAGCUUCUAGAGGUCUUCGCCAGGGGGAUCCUCUUUCUCCAUAUUUGUUUAUUCUUAUGGUGGAGGGCCUUUGUGGGCUUAUUAAGUCUUGGGUUUCUCAUGGCUUGCUUCAAGGUUGGAGGUGGGGUCAUGGGUUGCCUACGCUUUCUCAUCUUCAGUUUGUGAAUGAUAUUGCUCUCAUGGGGGUUGCUCAUCUUUGGGAGGCUGAAUCUUUUAGACGGACUUUAGAUAUUUAUUUGGCUGCUUCGAGGCAGAAAGUCAAUGAGCAUAAAUCUUUUAUCUAG
Messenger RNA from Cryptomeria japonica (Japanese cedar), 978 nucleotides. RefSeq lists its product as uncharacterized. NCBI's taxonomy places the organism in Eukaryota, Viridiplantae, Streptophyta, Pinopsida, Cupressales, Cupressaceae. The record is from RefSeq and is a predicted model, not a curated record. The transcript is spliced from 2 exons. Bases 1 to 978 code for a protein of 325 amino acids.